AAUCACUUAAUAAAGCACUUAUCUGUUUCUCUUUUACUGCGCUUUAUUCUGUUCAAAUUCGAUACUUUGUUUGGUAUGUUUGUAACAAAGAACGAGGAGAUUGUUUUCUCUUUCUAUCUCUAACCUUACUGCAUUGUCUUGUUCUACUUAUUACUUCAGAAUCUCUUCUCACUUCCACGCAUUGUUGUUUUUCUCUCUCUCUCUUGUUUCAUUCUUCUAAGUACACGUUUUAAUAUUAGUGUUGCAAGAUCACACAUAGCACUACAACAACAGGGAAACAAAUGAACUUGGUGUUUUUUCUUAGCUCAAAAUAUCACUGAAAAAUUCAGAAAGUGUCAAAAUGAGAGAUGAAAAUUCCAAGAAAACCAAGCUCUCAUGGUCAAAGAAAAUGGUCAGAAAGUUUUUCAAUAUCAAAAGCAAAUGUGAAGAUUCACAAGAAGAUGCUGUUGUUUAUGGAGGAAGUGAGGUUGAAUAUGGAAGCAGGAAUAGCUUCUCUGAGAGAGAACCAUGCACAAGCAAAAAGAGCAAAAUAGAGAAGUUUAGCAGGAACAGCAGCCAGGUUAGACGAGGAAGAAUGAAUCUCGAUCAUCCUCGAAUUAUCGAUGUGCAGAACUAUAGCAUUUUUGUAGCUACAUGGAAUGUGGCCGGAAGAUCCCCGCCGAGUAAUUUGAGUGUAGAUGAUUGGCUUCAUUCCUCACCACCAGCUGAUAUUUAUGUUCUUGGAUUUCAAGAGAUAGUUCCGUUGAAUGCCGGUAAUAUCCUAGGGGCAGAAGACAAUGGCCCUGCCAAAAAAUGGCUGGCUCUCAUCAGAAAGACUUUAAACAAUCUUCCUGGAGCCAGUGGAAGUAGUGGAUGCUAUACACCGUCUCCAAUUCCUAAGCCAGUUGUAGAGCUGAAUGCAGAUUUUGAAGGAUCAGCUAGGCAGAAGAAUUCGUCUUUCUUCCAUAGGCGAUCGUUCCAGACAACUUCUAGUGGUUGGGGAAUGGACAAUGAUCCUUCAGUUGUGCAGCCACAAACAGAUCGAAGAUAUAGUGUAUGCGAUCGUGUAAUUUUUGGUAACAGGCCUAGUGACUUCGAUCCUAGUUUAAGAUGGGGUUAUAGGCCUAGUGACUAUUCAAGGGCAAGUGACUACUCAAGACCGAGUGACUAUUCAAGAUGGGGUUCGUCUGAUGAUGAUAAUGGCCUUGUGGAUUCGCCGAGUACAGUUUUAUUUUCACCAAUGUCGACUUGUGGUGGAUCUGCCUCUAAUGAAGAUGGAUAUGGUAUGCCAGGAGGAAAUUCAAGGUACUGCCUUGUUGCUAGUAAGCAAAUGGUGGGAAUCUACCUUACCGUAUGGGUGAAAGGCGAGCUGAAAGAUCAUGUUCGAAACAUGAAAGUAUCGUGUGUUGGCAGAGGAUUGAUGGGUUAUCUCGGAAAUAAGGGUUCUAUCUCAAUUAGUAUGUCUGUGCAUGAAACAAGCUUUUGCUUUAUCUGUAGUCAUUUAACCUCAGGACAGAAAGAGGGUGAUGAACUAAGAAGAAAUUCUGAUGUCAUGGAAAUUCUUAAAAAGACAAGGUUUCCUCGUGUUCAUGGUGUUGAUGAUGAGAAAUCCCCUCAGACAAUCCUCGAGCACGAUCGAAUUAUAUGGCUUGGAGAUUUGAAUUAUCGGAUUUCUCUCUCCUACCGUUCUGCUAAGGCACUUGUUGAGAUGCAAAAUUGGAGAGCAUUGUUAGAAAAUGAUCAAUUGAGAAUAGAGCAAAAAAGAGGUCGCACGUUUGUGGGAUGGAAGGAAGGGAAGAUAUAUUUUCCUCCAACAUACAAGUAUUCAACUAAUUCAGAUCGAUAUUCGGGAGAUGAUAUGCACCCCAAGGAGAAAAGGAGAACACCUGCAUGGUGUGACAGGAUUUUAUGGUAUGGAGAAGGUCUCCAUCAGUUAUCUUAUGUUCGCGGGGAAUCAAGAUUUUCAGACCAUAGACCUGUUUAUGGAAUAUUUUGGGCUGAGGUUGAGUCACCUCAUGGAAAAUUGAAGAAAAGUAUGAGUUGUUCUGGUUCCAGAAUUGAGGUGGACGAACUUCUGCCAUAUUCCGGUGGAUAUACUGAACUAAACUUUUUCUAAAGAAAGGAAAGCUUAGUAAGAAACGUGUCCAUCCAUAUUCAACAAAAUGGUCCCCCAUUAGCAAUAGGAAAUUUACUUUGAAGGAAUUCUUUCAUGGAGGGAGAUAGAUAGGGACAACCCAUUUCCCAUAUACCGAAAAAGUUUAUAAUCUCUAGUUUUGGUGCUUUGCCUAACACAUGAUCAAUAUAACACAUCAUCUUGAUACCAAAUUAACAAACACUCAAGCUUCCACUCUAACAAUCAUUAGGUAGUUGAUGAAGAGGACUUUUUUAUUCAAGAUUUUUUUAAUUAUUUCUAGAGAAUAUUUUAUGAUAACUGAAUGAAGGUGGAAGAAUGUCAGAAUAAUCAUUUGAGCACUAACUUUAUUUUUAAUGUAAUGUAUAGAGAUUGAGAGUUUUGAUUUGAUGUAUAGUGAUUGCUGCCACAGUAAUUCAGUACUUAAAGAAAAGGAACACAAAAGAAAUUGAAGUUCAUGAUUGAUUCCAGAAACUCUCUUGUACUGAGUUCUCUUUCUGUGUCUUCAUGAUAAUUUUUUUACUGAUAAAGUUGGUUUUUUGACAUCAAAAUCAAAUAGUAAUGCACUAUUGUUGCUGAGACUCUUCUUUUUACUAAUGAGGUACAAUAUUUGAGUAUU
This is a messenger RNA of Trifolium pratense (red clover), 2729 nucleotides long. RefSeq names its product type IV inositol polyphosphate 5-phosphatase 7-like. NCBI's taxonomy places the organism in Eukaryota, Viridiplantae, Streptophyta, Magnoliopsida, Fabales, Fabaceae. The record is from RefSeq and is a predicted model, not a curated record. The coding region runs from base 341 to 2095 and encodes 584 amino acids. The transcript has 13 exons. Gene Ontology annotation, molecular function: inositol-polyphosphate 5-phosphatase activity; phosphatidylinositol-3,4,5-trisphosphate 5-phosphatase activity; phosphatidylinositol-4,5-bisphosphate 5-phosphatase activity. Gene Ontology annotation, biological process: phosphatidylinositol dephosphorylation.